Molecule: messenger RNA, 504 nt
Organism: Aureococcus anophagefferens
Lineage: Eukaryota; Pelagophyceae; Pelagomonadales; Pelagomonadaceae
Exons: 1
Cellular component (GO): membrane; cytoplasm
Source: RefSeq, a predicted model, not a curated record
GUCUGGGCCGCGUACGAGGCGGCGCUCGAGAAGGACCCGCUGCUCAUCAAGGGCCUCACGUCCAUGAUCGGCUUCUUCCUCGGCGACGUCCUCGCCCAGUGCUUCAUCGAGAAGUCCGACAAGUACGACAUCUGGCGCACGAUCCGCUUCUCGUCGUUCGGUUUGCUCGUGCACGGCACGACGUCGCACUGGUUCUACGGCAAGCUCGACGGCAAGAUCCCCGGCACGGGCGCCGGCGCCGUCGCGUCCAAGGUCGGCAUCGACCAGGUCCUCUGGAACCCCAUCUUCGGAAUCAUGUUUUUCGGAUACAUGGGCAUCUUCGAGGGCAGCGGCGUCGGCGGCACGAUCACGAAGAUCAAGAACGACCUCCUCACGCAGGUCACGGGCUCCUGGACCGUCUGGCCCAUCGCCCACGCCAUCAACUUCAAGUUCAUCCCGAACUCGCAGCGCGUGCUCUACAUCAACACGAUCCAGAUCUUCUACAACUGCUUCCUCUCCAUCAUC